Molecule: messenger RNA, 2876 nt
Organism: Leptidea sinapis
Lineage: Eukaryota; Metazoa; Arthropoda; Insecta; Lepidoptera; Pieridae
Gene: Cog3
Product: conserved oligomeric Golgi complex subunit 3
Exons: 11
Coding region: 295-2760 (821 amino acids)
Biological process (GO): intracellular protein transport; intra-Golgi vesicle-mediated transport; Golgi organization
Cellular component (GO): membrane; COG complex; cis-Golgi network
Source: RefSeq, a predicted model, not a curated record
AAGAAUGAAGUAAGAAAAAAUAACUCUGUUUGGAAACGCUACUAACCGUCAAAGUGCAUACGUCAGGUUUGACAUUGAAGUUUGGAGUUGAGAAUUAUUGUGAUGUGUUAGACAGUGUUAUUGACUAUUAGAGUAAAUAAAUCGAAAAUUUUGAAAAUUCUAUAGAUAAAAGUUUACUAUAAAAACAUAUUUAUCUUCAAAUAUUGCAUGUCAAAGAAAUAUUAAUAAUAACCCGAAUAACAAGGGUUUGAAUAGCAACUUGCGAACAUUGUAUGGUUAUAAAGUUAAUUAGAUAUGGAAACUAUGACAAUAAAGGAAAUACAAAAUAAGUUAUUACUAUGGGAAGCAGCAGAGAACCCUCUGGCACCUCUCACUGCAACUCAGAGAGAAGCAAUACUAGACUUAGAAGCCUCCCUUCAAAGUUCCGAUGAUGAUAUUGAAGAGGAACCACAAAAGCAUGAUACUAUCACAGACAUACCUCAUGUAAACACAACAUAUGACUUUCUUGAUUGGUACGAGACUCUUUCUGAACAAAAUAUGAAGACUAAUGACAUUCCAUAUGAAGAAUAUUAUAAACAAUUAGCAGAUAGGAGAGAUGAGUGCAAUUCCUUGACUGAUCAGAUUGCAGCAACUCUGUCAGACCUGAAUACAUUAUCUGAUCAAUAUAAUUUAGUUUCAAAUAAAACAACCGCCUUACACACAAUGAGUGAGCAGCUGUUGGCGGACCAAAAUAAAUUAUCAAAUAUAGGUGAUGACUUAAAACAAAAGCUACAAUAUUUUACGCAAGUGGACCAUCUCUCACAAAGACUCAACAGCCCUACAAUAUCUGUAAACAGUGAUACAUUUUUCAAUGUAAUUUCAAAGAUCGAUGAAUGCCUUGAGUAUAUGAGGGCUCAUAGCAAUUUUAAAGAAGCACACUCGUACACAGUGAAAUAUCGUCACCUGCAGAGCAGAGGAAUGGCGUUAAUUCGGAGCUAUGUGAACCACAUACUGAACAUUGCCACCGAACAAGUCUUGACUCCAGACGACCCCAGUGAUACAGAUAGUAUGGACACAGCGUAUGCGGUGUAUUUCGGCAAGUUUCAAGCAGCUGCACCCAAGUUAAAGAUGGUUAUUAGUGAAAUAGAAAAGCGUGCGGAAGUAAAUGAAGACUACGCGAGCUUGCUGUCGGACGUGCAGCGGGAGUACGCGGGACGGCGGCAGAACGUGACGGGCGGGGCCACAGCACGUGCGCUGCGGUCGGCGGGCGGGCGACACGCACGCGAUCAUUGCGCGCUUCUUCGGGCCGCGUGCUCACUCCUGGCGCUAGCCGUGCGCGACGAGUGGGCACUUUACCAACACUUCUUCACGCGCACCUCGCCGCCCUUCGAAGAAUACCUGCAGUCUCUCUGUAACUGCCUGUACGAAACACUGCGACCACACAUUAUACAUAUAAAUCAUCUGGAGACACUGGCCGAACUCUGUGUCAUACUCAAAGUUGAAGUUAUCGAGGAGCAAGUCAACAACGAUAUUGCCCUGGCCGGAUUGGGGGCUGCGGCGCGAGCCCUGUUGGAGGACGCACAAGAGCGGCUGGUGUUCCGCGCGCACGUACAUUUGCGAGCUGACGUUCUGCACUACAAGCCGGCUCCUGGAGACCUAGCCUACCCCGACAAGCUGCUCAUGAUGGAGCAAAUAGCACUCUCUCUUCAAGAGCAGAGUUUGAAACGCUGUGAUUCCCGAAACUCUCUAGCGUCUGAAGUAUCAACGACAUCCCAAGAAGUGGCCAAUAUUAACGUGGAAGCUCAGAGACGGCCUCAGGCAUCUCCUGCAGAUCUACACGGCAUGUGGUACCCUGGAGUGAGAAGAACUUUAGCAGCAUUGUCCAGGCUCUACAGAUGUUUAGAAAAACGUGUCUUCCAAGGUCUAGCGCAAGAAGCCAUAUCGCUCUGUGUCCAAAGUGUGUCUAACGCAGCGAACCAAAUAUCUGCAACAAAAACUAACAUUGAUGGACAAUUGUUUGAAAUUAAGCAUUUGUUGAUAGUCAGAGAGCAGAUAGCACCUUUCCAGGUCGAUUUCGUCAUAAAGGAGACUAGUUUGGACUUCAGUAACAUGAAGAAUGCCGCCUACGGUCUAAUACAGAAACCUCGGCAAAUAUUUUCGUUGAACAGCAAUAAUGCUUUGCUUGAGUUCUUGUUGGAAGGCACGCCAAUGGUGAGGGAACAUCUGCUGGAUUCCAGGAAAGAAGUCGACAGACAGUUGAAGAGUUGCUGUGAACAGUUUAUAAAGGAUGCAACUGAAAUACUGGUGGGGCCUAUUAAGGAGUUUAUAGACAAGGUUCAUUCAACUCCUGUGGACCAAAUAAAGCUUCAGCCCUGGGCAACACCUUCCCAGAUAGCAAUAGCCGUACAUGAAGCUCAAAGACGUAUCAAGUUGCAUCUGGCAACAUUGCAGCGUUCUAUGCAGCUCUAUCUGGCCAAUAAGGAAACGGAAUUUAUACUAUUCAGGCCUAUACGGAAUAAUGUUGUUGGCCUUUUUAUGCAGCUUGAGCAAUAUCUCACCAAUAAUGGCUACACACAUGACGACAUCCUAAUUGUAGCUUGUCCAACUCCAGAGCAAAUAUCUGUCUUUAUUUCAUCUGCCAGCCUCAUUAGCCACAGCGAAACAGUGUUGCCAUAUGGCAAGAAACGGCCGAUUAGUGCAAUCCGAAAACCUAGUGCUACCAGCAUUCCAGAAAAAAAAGGGGAAACGACUGUAGAGAGCAUUCAAAGUCAAGCAACUUAAUGUUAUUUAGAUCUCAUAUUUAAGUAAUAAUUAUUAUUUAAUGGAUUUUAUUGUUGUUAUAUUGGUGUAGAGAAACAUAUUAUUUUAAUAUAUUAUUCAAUUUAUUAGAUACAAAA